AUGGUUUUGAAGUUAGCUGAGUUGCACGACAAUUUAACAGAAAGUUUACUUUUUAUAAAUGAGAAUUUAGGCUUUACAAUGCUUAACAUAACUGCGUUCACAGUUUCUGGAAGUAUUUUCAGUAUUUUUUCUUUAUAUCGAAUGAUUGUCAGAAAUGAACUUCAGUAUUUUAAUCUUGCUCUUAUGAACAAUUUAUGUUGUGGAUAUUUCUUUAUCUUUCUUGUGGUGAUGAUCGCAUGUUGUAGCUUACUAACGAAAACUGGAAAAUAUGCGGCCAUUUUGGUACACAAUGUCAUUGCAUACAUUGAUGAUUAUGAUGAUCCAAUCAUUGAUUACUUUCAAAAGGAAUUGAUUCUGAAGUUAGCUGAGUUGCACGACAAUUUAACAGAAAGUUUACUUUUUAUAAAUGAGAAAUUGGGUUCUACAAUGUUUAUCAUAACUGCGUUCACAGUUUCUGGAAGUAUUUUCAGUAUUUUUUCUUUAUAUCGAGUGAUUGUCAGAAAUGAACUUCAGUAUUUUAAUCUUGCUCUUAUGAACAAUUUAUGUUGUGGAUAUUUCUUUCUUUUGCUUGUGGUGACUAUUGCUUUGUGUAGCUUACUAACCAAGACAGGAAAAUAUGCGGCCAUUUUGGUUCACAAUGCCAUUGCAUACAUUGAUGAUUAUGACGAUCCAAUCAUCGAUUACCUGAAAAUGUUUUCUCAACAACUGCAACAUCGAUCUCCAACUGUUCACUGCGGAUUCUUUGCUUUUGACUUUACACUUUUGUUCAUGAUCGUGGGCACAUCAACAACAUAUGUUGUUAUUUUGAUACAGUUUGACUCUAAUGGUAGAGCUGCACAUACCGAUUUGAUGGGGAAUGGAAAUUCAACCAUUUUUUAA
Messenger RNA from Clunio marinus, 879 nucleotides. The record is from the annotation of a GenBank genome assembly. NCBI's taxonomy places the organism in Eukaryota, Metazoa, Arthropoda, Insecta, Diptera, Chironomidae.